AAAAAGGAAAGUGUUAUAGAAAACUAAUUUAGACUUUGGAGGCUCACAAUCCUUCUUCAAACAAUCUCGCAGAAACACACCAAACCCUAGCUGUGUCAAGACCCCAUGGAGAGGCAGGCUGGACCAUUAACGUUCUUGAAUCAGUUCAGACGCAAACCACUCCCUCUACUGUUUAUCAGUUUUAGGGGGGAGGAAUUACGGAACAGCUUUGUCAGCCAUGUGGUGAGGGCCUUAAAAGAGGCAGGGUUCAACGUUUUCAUAGAUAGCCAUGAGGUGAGAGGGAGAGACAUCCGAUUCCUCUUAAGGAGGAUUGAAAACUCAAAGGUGGCACUUGUGAUCUUCUCUGAAAGGUUUGCAGAAUCAGAGUGGUGCUUGCGCGAGGUGACGAAGAUAGCUGAGCAAGUAAGGGCAGGGUGUCUCGUAGCGAUCCCUGUCUUCUAUAGGGUGAGCACAAAUGACGUGAAAAUGCUCCAGGGAAAAUUUGGUGACUGUUUUGUCGAAACUUUGGAGAAAAGAGUGGGCGUGGAUCAUCCGUUAGGUCCCCGUUGGAUGAACUCCGUUAUGUUCAUUGCGGGUAUGAUCGGCUUCACCUCAGAAGUUCAUAGUAUUGAUGACGAUCUUGUGGAGGAGAUUGUUAAGGCAAUAAAGAGACAGCUACCAUAUCAGUCACCAGCAAGCAAAGCACUUGAGCGAGAGUUUACAAGAGAGCUUCUUUCUGCUUUAAUUGUUUCUUGCAUCUGUUAUUAUCUAAUACCUUCUCUUUUCACUGAUUUGAAUUUCUUUGCCAGCCCAAAGUGGUUUUUACUUGUCCUGAUGUUGUUUGUCAUCAGGAAGAUUAUCUUCUACUUGGAGAGCUGAUAUCCAAAAAGCAUAAAAUUAAACAGUCCCGAGUACUCAAUAUCUCUUCCUCUCUAUGUGUGUUUGCUUUAGUCUCUCUCUGCUUUUAUGUUCCAUAUGCAUCG
This is a messenger RNA of Camelina sativa (false flax), 962 nucleotides long. Its product is annotated as TIR domain-containing protein. Gene Ontology annotation, biological process: signal transduction. The record is from RefSeq and is a predicted model, not a curated record. Lineage: Eukaryota; Viridiplantae; Streptophyta; Magnoliopsida; Brassicales; Brassicaceae.